AUGGAAAUCCUGAUGGUCCGCAUCAAGGUCAAGUCCGAACACCUCGAUGAAUUCAUAGUGGAGAUGAUCGGCGACGCGGAGGGUUCGGUGAUGAACGAACCGGGAUGCCGCAGGUUCGACAUCGUCCAGGAUAUGGACGACCCGACCAUGCUCGCCCUGUGCGAGGUCUCCAAGUGCAAGCCGGUGUUCCCGAUUGGCGACGCGCAGUGGGACUCCCACAGGGCGGACGCGGUGCAAGACCCCGCAUUCGAACGCGGCCUCCACAUAAUCCACGCGCCGCUCCCGAUCAAACCCGAACGGGUCGAUGACUUCAUAGAGUCGCUCAAGGGCGAUGCGAUCGGUUCGACCCGGGAAGAGCCUGGGUGCCUGAGGUUCGACGUCUACCAGAACGUCGAUAAUCCGGCCGAGCUCUACCUAUACGAGGUGUACGUAAACCAGGCCGCGUUCGACUAUCACGCGAAGACGCCCCACAUCCAGGAGUGGCGCAAGACCGUGGAAAACUGGUACGCAGGCGAGCGAGCCGGCGGCCGACGCGGGCUGAACAUCUGGCCGCCGGACAACUGGAACUGGAGCUCCGGCAAGCCCAGCCACUAG
Geodia barretti is the source of this 594-nucleotide messenger RNA. Lineage: Eukaryota; Metazoa; Porifera; Demospongiae; Tetractinellida; Geodiidae. The record is from the annotation of a GenBank genome assembly.